AAUCUCCCCACCGUAAUUUACAAUCAUUUACAUUGGUAUAUAAAGACGACAAAAUUAAAUUCAAUACCUUGCUUACAAGGCUUGACAAAAGUUCAUUUCCCAAAAUGAAGAUCUACGUGUUCGCCCUUUUGGUUGUGGCCGUGGUCGCUUUCGCACUUCCCAUUGGAGAUGGAGUGCCCCUAGAGUCGAUGCUGCAGGCAAAUGAAGACGGAUUCAUGAAAUUGGCACCUAUCGAAAAACAUAACCGCCAACGUAGAGCAACCUGUGAUCUUAUGUCUGGUCUUGGUGUUGAUCAUAGCGCUUGCGCUGCUCACUGUAUCCUCAAAGGAAAGACAGGAGGACACUGUAGCAGCACUGGUGUUUGCAAUUGCCGCAAGAAAAAGUUGUUUGGUUGAUUUCCAUUGCAGUAAUUGUCUCCUUACGAAAAUUGGAUUGAAAUGUUGACCAAUGGCCGAGUACGAUUCACAAAUUUUGAAAUUUCAACAGUGUAUCUUAAACUGAUUUGUAAUAUUUUUUAAACUGAUUAAUAAAUGUUUUUCA
Molecule: messenger RNA, 540 nt
Organism: Solenopsis invicta (red fire ant)
Lineage: Eukaryota; Metazoa; Arthropoda; Insecta; Hymenoptera; Formicidae
Product: defensin
Exons: 3
Coding region: 105-395 (96 amino acids)
Biological process (GO): humoral immune response; defense response to bacterium
Source: RefSeq, a predicted model, not a curated record